CGCGAAGACAUACUGCGGCUGCCAAACUUGGGUUCCACAACAACGCGUCUGCUGGCAACUUUUUGGCUGAGGGCGCCGACAUGGACGCGCAGGACAACGCGGCGCAAAAUGUCGACUUGACUCUCCGUAACCUGCUCAACUCCGUCCAGUGCGUCACGGCUCGGGUUCGAGACGGAGAGCCCAAUGAGCGCGAUGGAGACUUCAACCUCUCCAACUUUUGGGACACUUUGGGCCAGGCGGUGAAGGCGGUAUCUCAGGAAGCCACCAAAGUCAGCCUGGCCUUCUCCAAGCCGCCGGUGCCGUCACAGCAAGAUGGAGAGCAGCUGGCCGACUCUGUCCUCAAAAGCGUUCUCAGCCUUGCCACCAUUUAUUACUGGCUUCCCAAGAGCCAAGGCGUCAGUCUACGUCAGCAAGUGCGGGACGCCACCGUGCAGGUUCUGGAGGGGCUGAUGCAGCUCCUGGAGGUCAUACUUACUUCGCCAUUACAGAGUCUGACUCAGGAGCAGCUGAGGUCUACGGGAGGCGUGUGGUCAGCAUGUGACCGCUUCACCCGCCUACCUCAAGACAAUAAGGCUGCAGUGGUGCUGGUCCUAACUGGGCAGAGCGGCAUUGUCAAAGACGCCAUUGAGGAGUUAGAGCAGGCGCUGUCCGAAGCCCACGACCCGUUUGGGGACAUCCUGGAUGACGAGGAGGAUGGUGAGGAGCCGCGGGGCAACCGAGACACGUACUGGUCGGAGCGGGACCGCCGCGUGGUCGCCACCUGCCAGGGGAUGAUGAAGGCGGCGGCCGCCUGCCUGAGGAAAACGACGGCGGCCGUCAGGACCCGCGGGGACGCCCGCGCGCCGCAAAGUGUGGCUCAGCUAGACGACCUUAUCGAUGGCAUCAAGGGAAUCAGCCCAGGAGUUGAUGACCUGGCUUUGUGUGUGUACCCACCUCUGGACUACAACAGUGUGGACAGUCAUGUGACCAAACUGGCGGCGCUUUUGAAGAAAGUCCUCGCCAUAAUCAGGUCCAGUCACAUCUGUGGUGAAGCCGAACUAACCUGGGUUCAGUUCCUGAAUGGAGCCGUGGACCACAACUUGCAAAAAGCCAAAGAUCUCCUUCGGCUGGACAGCUAGUGUGUGUGUGUGUGUGUGUGUGUGCGCGCGUGUGUGUAGCA
This is a messenger RNA of Hippocampus zosterae (dwarf seahorse), 1159 nucleotides long. It is a transcript of the gene ccndbp1, whose product is annotated as cyclin D-type binding-protein 1. The transcript has 11 exons. The coding region runs from base 81 to 1118 and encodes 345 amino acids. Lineage: Eukaryota; Metazoa; Chordata; Actinopteri; Syngnathiformes; Syngnathidae. Gene Ontology annotation, cellular component: nucleus. Gene Ontology annotation, biological process: regulation of cell cycle. The record is from RefSeq and is a predicted model, not a curated record.